Messenger RNA from Hibiscus syriacus, 336 nucleotides. RefSeq names its product E3 ubiquitin-protein ligase MPSR1-like. Gene Ontology annotation, cellular component: cytoplasm. The transcript has a single exon. Lineage: Eukaryota; Viridiplantae; Streptophyta; Magnoliopsida; Malvales; Malvaceae. The coding region runs from base 1 to 336 and encodes 111 amino acids. The record is from RefSeq and is a predicted model, not a curated record. Gene Ontology annotation, molecular function: ubiquitin protein ligase activity. Gene Ontology annotation, biological process: protein ubiquitination.
AUGCCGAAGAUAAAAGUGAGAGAGAGUGGUAGGGAUUGUAGUAUUUGUUUGGAAGAGUUUGAAGUUGAUGGGGAAGGUAGGGAGAUGCCAUGCAAGCACGUCUUUCAUUCGGGUUGUAUUGAGAAGUGGUUGCAGAUCCAUGGAUCGUGCCCGGUUUGCCGGUUUUUGAUGCCCGCCGAGACGGUCGAAGUCGGAGGCGGUCGUGGUUUGGAGUUUUUACAUUCGCUUUUAGCUUAUGCUAGCCGGACAAACUUGAUAGGUGCAGCGGGUUCGGCUCGGGGUUCACAUCAACCUGCUUCGGGUCGUGCUGAUGAUGAUGAUACACCUUCGAAUUAG